UUGCAUCUCUGUUCGAUCCAAAUACCCCAAUCAAAGCACCAUGUUUGAAGAGCUACGACGACUAAACAAGAGACAGGUCGCGCUUCAGGUGCUCAAUAUACUAAUGGUCCUUACAUCGGCACUGAUGAUCUGGAAAGGUCUCGCCUUGGCCACAAAUAGCGAAAGCCCCAUUGUUGUAGUGUUGAGUGGAAGUAUGGAACCAGCUUUCCACCGUGGCGACCUUUUACUUCUUGCCAACCCAGCUAGCCAACCUGUCCAAGUUGGCGAUAUAUGUGUUUUCCAAAUUCCACAUCGAGAUAUUCCAAUCGUACAUCGAGUCAUCAAGCUUCACGACGAAGCAAAGACGGGCAAACAAUUUUUGCUGACCAAAGGAGACAAUAACAACGUAGAUGAUCGUGGAUUAUACAACGCUCGACAAAUGUGGAUUAACAAAGAACAUGUGGUUGGAAGAGUUCGAGGCUUCAUGCCAUAUGUUGGAAUGGUGACGAUAUUAAUGAACGACUACCCACAACUCAAAUAUGUGAUGUUAGGAGUGUUAGGACUCUUUGUGCUGAUUCAUAGAGAAUAAGUUUGAGAUAGCAAUAAAGAAUACACGUGGGUCAAAGUGUAUGAUGAUGAUGGAAGUUCGGCAAUUUUGGCAAGAUUGAA
Umbelopsis ramanniana AG is the source of this 648-nucleotide messenger RNA. RefSeq lists its product as uncharacterized. The transcript is spliced from 5 exons. Lineage: Eukaryota; Fungi; Mucoromycota; Umbelopsidomycetes; Umbelopsidales; Umbelopsidaceae. The record is from RefSeq and is a predicted model, not a curated record. Bases 41 to 568 code for a protein of 175 amino acids. Gene Ontology annotation, molecular function: serine-type endopeptidase activity. Gene Ontology annotation, cellular component: signal peptidase complex; membrane.